Neocloeon triangulifer is the source of this 2463-nucleotide messenger RNA. RefSeq lists its product as uncharacterized. The coding region runs from base 4 to 2178 and encodes 724 amino acids. The transcript is spliced from 8 exons. Gene Ontology annotation, cellular component: plasma membrane. Gene Ontology annotation, biological process: apoptotic process involved in development; phosphatidylserine exposure on apoptotic cell surface; engulfment of apoptotic cell. Lineage: Eukaryota; Metazoa; Arthropoda; Insecta; Ephemeroptera; Baetidae. The record is from RefSeq and is a predicted model, not a curated record.
GCAAUGGCGGCAGAUAAGUCGCUGGUUUUGAACUCGUCCGCCGAAAAAGUGUCGAAAAAAUCGUACUCGAAGCUGGUGGACGUGGUCAUCAUCGCCUUUUCAAUCUGCACCCUGCUGGUUGACCUGGCCACAGACAUAUUUCUGGUUGUGGAAUACUUCAGCAAAGAUUAUUACGCUUGGGGAUGGCUUACUUUGGCCUUGGUCGUGCUUCCCUUAUUCAUUGUUGAGGGCUUCAGCAUCAGGUGGCACUCUCAAGACGGCAACGCCACUUUCAUCACCUACCUUGCUCACGUUUUCUUCUUGGGAAUUGCUCACAGAUAUGUAGAGGCGAUCCAAACAGCCGCAGUCGGCACUCCGCAGACACUUCUCAACCAUCAACGAGACCUUUGUCUUUUACAUUUAUUCAACAGUUUUCUGGAAGCUGCGCCUCAACUUGUCUUGCAACUCUAUGUGACAGCUUCGUUGGGAAGUUUACUGCCCUGGACAGGAAUAAGUUUAGUGGCGUCGCUUUGCUCCCUCGCCUGGGCCAUUGCAAGCUACACAAGAGCCAUGCGCCUCAGCAGGCCAGACAAAAAGCCAGCCUCUGGUGCUGCUUUGGCCUUCCAGGCGUUGUGGAGGGCAGGUACUCUGACUGCAAGAAUUAUCAGCCUGACAGUCUUUGCUCUUGUCAGCCCAACUUGGAUGUUGAUUUGUUUUGGUCUUCAUUGGCUGGCAAUGACUGCUUGGGCCAUAGGUCAACGCACUGAUUUCUGUGACACUUGGUGGGAGGAAAGGGCAUACAAUGUUGUUGUUGGCGUCAUCUACUGCUUUUGCUUUUUCAACCUGCAAGAGGGUCCGUCACGAGUCAGAGCCAUCAUCUUUUACACCGUCACCACAAUUGAAAACAUAAUUUGCGUCGCCCUCUUUGCUUUUUUCGGACAGCAGUCCGCUCUGCAACUGUCGCCAACUCACGAAGGUGCUGUGAAGCUACUCGUCCUCAUCGUCUCUCUUUCCACUUUGAUAGGAUUAUCAAGUAUGCUUUUGUACUAUGCAUUUUUCCACCCCGCCGGAGUCAUUUUUCCUUGCAUGCCCAAAGACGACUGCGAGGGAAGACAAAAUUUGUCUUUAGAUUUGGGCAGAAACACACUCAGAUCACUCAGGCAUGAGCCUACAACAACGCCGAUGUCGUCACCUGAAAGGCCUCCGUCCUCUGUUGCCUCAGUGACCUUGAGCUCUAUAGAGAACAGUCCCACCAUAAGCAUAAAACCACCAGUGGAAAAUGCAUCAACUUCAUUGAAUUCAAGUCCAGAAUCCCAUUUAAGUGAGUCGCAGUUGAAAAGAAGACCCAUCUGCGACAUCAGCCUGUCCGAGCUAGACGCUCCUUCGCCACCUCCGUCACCCAUUCCAAAAAUCGAGUCUCCGCCGCCGCCGCCACCACCUCCUGCGAUACACUCGCGCACCAUGUCCGAGGACAAAGAUGAAGUGUCCAGCACCUGUCCCUCGGCGCAUGACUACGAAAACAUGUGCGCCGUGGGAAUCACUAGAGAACUGUGGGGCCUCCGACACUGGGACGGUUACUCUUCAGACAUUGCCGAGCACGAUUCAAGUGUGGCCCGCGGAAGACGAGACCCGAGGAGAGAUACUUUGGUCUCGUCGUCCACAUACUCGUCUUUGUCUUCGAAUUAUUCAGACAGCGAGUCUGAAACCUACACCUAUGUCCGAGCCAUGGGUCUUCCUUUGGCCCCGAUUGCAGAAGAGAGUCUGGAAGAAUCGUCCAGUGACAGUCUGCCAGGGCCCCACGCAUCUUGCAGUUCGCUUGUGGCCACCAUCGAAGAAAUCAGACUGAGUUCGCAGGAACUGUAUGAAGGUGUGAUCUUGGAAGAGUCUCUGGACGGCGACCUGGGCGACUGGGCUUGGCAGCCUCUGUCCCAAACCGAAAUAGACUUUCUGGCUCAGCUGAAGCCAGUCGAGGCGGACGGAAACGAACUGCCGCCCAAACCACCAAACCGGCUGAGGAGGAAGUUCAGUCUGCUGAGGGAUCGAUUUGAGUUGCCUGCAGUGGAAGAGAGCAAAAAGGAGGUUGAUGAAAUUGUUCCUGUUGGUGAGAAAGAGGUGGCCAAGAGGGUUACUCAGUGGGACAGACUGUCCAGAAGUGAAAAGGGCGGUCCACCAGUGACUCUUGUGCCUGUGGCAAGUUGAUUUCUGCGGUCAACGCAAGAAACAAGUGCCUUUUAAAUUUUAAUUAGAAACAAUUUUGAAUUACCUUCAAAAACUAUCAAGCCAGCUUAAACGUUGCAAGAGAAGCUGGAGUAGCCUCUGUGGGUUUUUUACAAACCAGCUGCCUUUGUCUGUGAAUCUCUUUUAAUGAUCUGUCGCUCUGUGUAAAAAGUUUUAUGAGUUUUUACAAUUUUGUACAGAGAGUCUAACAAAGUAAUUGAAAAUGCCAUAAUAAUAUAUUAAUUAAUACAAUAAAAAGCUAAGUCU